This is a messenger RNA of Scomber japonicus (chub mackerel), 1227 nucleotides long. RefSeq names its product Ferritin, lower subunit-like. Gene Ontology annotation, cellular component: cytoplasm. The transcript has 5 exons. Gene Ontology annotation, molecular function: ferric iron binding; ferrous iron binding. The record is from RefSeq and is a predicted model, not a curated record. Gene Ontology annotation, biological process: intracellular iron ion homeostasis; iron ion transport. Lineage: Eukaryota; Metazoa; Chordata; Actinopteri; Scombriformes; Scombridae. The coding region runs from base 252 to 776 and encodes 174 amino acids.
GCUAACAUUGUUGUGACCUCGCUUACUGAACACCUGACUACAAUCGUCACAUCCCACCUGAACCCAAACCACACAAUUACAACAUACAUUACAGCAUAAAUACACUGCACAGCACAUGAUGACUGUCUGGCUGAUGUUUAACUAAAGCUCUUAAAUAAGGGUCGUUUUAAAGCCGUCCAGCUAAGAAGUUACUUACUCCAGAGGUCGAGUGGACAAAGUGGGGAGACGCAUAACACGGAUCCACCUGAGAAAUGCAGUCUGUGGUGAAACAAAACCUCCAUGCGGAGUGCGAAGGAGACAUCAAUAAACUCAUAAACCUGAAGCUCAACGCAUCCUACACCUACCUUGCUCUGGGGAUGUAUUUUGACAGGGAUGAUGUUGCCUUGCCAAAAUUCUCCAGUUUUUUCCUGGAGCGUUCAUUGAAGGAGAGGGAGCAGACUGAGAUGCUGCUGGAAUAUCAGAACAUGAGAGGAGGCCGAAUUUUGCUUCAGACUAUUUCUAAACCAAGUAGAGAGGAUUGGAGAGGCGGUCUGGAUGCCAUUUCCUUUUCCCUGGACUACCAGAAGUCCUUGAACACUUGUAUCCUUGAUGUGCACCGCAGAGCUGGCAGCCACACUGACCCUCAUCUGUGUGACUAUCUGGAGCAGAACUUUCUCAUCGACAGCCACGACACCAUCAAGAAGCUCGGCGACUAUGUCGGCAGUCUGACCCGCAUCACUGCAUCGGAGACCCACGGUGCUAUGGGAGAAUACCUCUUUGAUAAACACACUCUGUAAAGGUCACAGCAGUACAGUUUAAAAGCUCCACAUUUCAAUAUAGAUCCAUAGAGUCAAUGAGUGGAUGAGGCCCUCACAUUGCACUCUUCUCCGUUACGUAAACUAUACAACAUUUCAGUUUACCCCAAACUUCAUUCUUGUAGCAAUUGCACAAGAGAAGUACAAAAAAAAAAACAGAAAAUACCUCAAUUGUUCUUUUCAACAGAAAAAUAAUGUUCUCAUAGCUAUGGUGCUAAAAACAACCAUUUUCCUACUCCGUUAGUCAUUCACUUGUACAUUCAGACUCUGUAUCAUGUGUCAUGCAUUCCAGUGAUUCAAAGGUUUUAACCAUCACAAACAUUUUGUUAAAAUAUGUACUAUUUUGAGCCACAAAAAGAUUUUAAAAGUUUCAGACUUUAAAUAUCAUGGAAACAUUGAAUAAAGCUAGAUUAUGCGAACACCUUGUUUUUUG